AUGAGUGAUACUGAGUGUGAGCCACUGGAGGGCAAUGCCGACUUCUACGGCCUCGGUAUUAGGAUUGGAUUUUAUUUACAGUGGAUUACCACUUAUUUGAAUUUUCUGUUCAAGCUGGAGCCCGCAUGUAUGCUCUACACGACAAACUCGGUGUUUGUGUUUGCGCUUGCAAUAGCACUGGUUGUGGCCUACGUCGAGGGCAGCCCGCCAAUUGAGAUUCACCUCAUGCUGCACAUUUCAUUGGGUUUCUUCAUGACAAGCCUGAGCACCAUGCGUAUUCGGCACUGGUUUCAAGAUCCUCGCCUUAUCGAUGAGUUUGUUGGGCGAUUGGCUGGCAUGUGGCAACGAUAUCCAGGGCUCUCGUGGAGUGGCGUCCUUUAG
Molecule: messenger RNA, 381 nt
Organism: Clonostachys solani
Lineage: Eukaryota; Fungi; Ascomycota; Sordariomycetes; Hypocreales; Bionectriaceae
Source: the annotation of a GenBank genome assembly